UUUUGUGGUAACAACGCUUAGAAGGCACUUAACCCAUUCACACACUCUUCUGGCCUUUGUAUUCGUUAUUAACAUAUCUAAUCCAUCUGCAUCCCGUGAGAGAGGCUAUUGUCCUAAUUUUCCACUGGAAGGAAUCAAGAUCAGACUCCUUGGAUAAUUUGCCCAAGGACACCAAUUCGAAAGUGCACUUCGGGACCCCAGCCUGGGAGGAUGGUGUGUAUCCCUUGCAUCGUCAUUCCAGUUCUGCUCUGGAUCUACAAGAAGUUCCUGGAGCCGUACAUAUACCCUCUGCUCUCCCCCUUUGUUAGUCGCAUGUGGCCUAGUAAAGCCCUCCGAGAAUCCCACGACAAAAACAAAGACCAAGUAGACUGCAAGGGUACAGACAUGAAUGGAUUACCAACAAAAGGACCAAUGGAAAUCUCUGAUAAAAAGAAAGACUAAAGUGCUUGUCCCAAAGGAUCGCAUUGUUUAAAAAUGGACCUGAUAAUAUGAAGCACCUUGCUUGUAAUUGUCUCUGACCUUUUUCUCUGAGACCAGGAUUCCGGAUAGAUAGCUUAGCUGCUUACCUGAUACUAAUCAGGAAAUACGUGAUAUUUGUAUUUAAGAUGUGUUUAGUGAGUUGUAUUUAAUGAUCUCAUUCCUGAGUUCCUUUUUCAUUAAAGUAGCUUUAAUUUCUCUUAUUACAGUUACGAAGAAAUAAAAGGGUUGUGCCUGUAGACACGGCUACUAAAUCAGUACUCAUAAAUCCUUGGACCUCUGGCUUUUGUUCAGGCUCUUUGAAUUUGAACAGAGCAUGUUGUUACUGUGAAACAGUGCAGUGAGACUGUGCAGUGAAAGGAAAGUGUUUGGAGGGAUGAUGAGGACUUGAAACUUAAAGAUAUAAUUACUGUCUAAUACAACAGAGAAGCUUACUCAGGAGGGUAGCAAUUACUGCUUAUGGCUCUGAGAAAAUAGAAAAGACAGGGAAAUUGGGGAGACGCCUUUGAGAAAUGGAAUACCUUUUACAGAAAUGUCUAAUAUACACUAAUUCUAAUCCUUGUUGCAUUCCUUCUAUUCUUACGAAGUAUAUUAAAUAUUCUGUUUAGUGUG
Molecule: messenger RNA, 1089 nt
Organism: Acinonyx jubatus (cheetah)
Lineage: Eukaryota; Metazoa; Chordata; Mammalia; Carnivora; Felidae
Gene: CD3H18orf32
Product: chromosome D3 C18orf32 homolog
Exons: 3
Coding region: 211-441 (76 amino acids)
Biological process (GO): positive regulation of canonical NF-kappaB signal transduction
Source: RefSeq, a predicted model, not a curated record